Molecule: messenger RNA, 1357 nt
Organism: Corylus avellana
Lineage: Eukaryota; Viridiplantae; Streptophyta; Magnoliopsida; Fagales; Betulaceae
Product: WAT1-related protein At1g68170-like
Cellular component (GO): membrane
Molecular function (GO): transmembrane transporter activity
Source: RefSeq, a predicted model, not a curated record
AUGGAAGGCAUAUGUAAAGCAAUGCAUGGGGUGAAGGCUGGGAUGUUAAUGGUGGUGGUUCAAUUUGCAUUUGCUGGGGUCAAUGUGUUCUACAAACUGGCCUCCAAUGAUGGAAUGAGCUUGAGGGUUGUUAUCGCCUACCGCUUCAUUUUCGGAACCGUUUUCGUUCUUCCAAUCGCUCUGGUUUUCGAGAGGAAAAAAAGGCCGAAGCUGAGUUGGGUAGUGCUCUUCCAAGCAUUUUUGUGUGGGCUAUUUGGGGGAUCAUUAGCUCAAAACUUGUAUAUUGAGAGCCUAUACCUAACGUCGGUAACAUUUGCUUCGGCCCUCACUAAUCUAAUUCCGGCCAUUACCUUCAUCCUCGCAGUCUUGUUCGGGCUAGAGAAGCUGAAUGUGGGGACAAGAGUAGGGAAGGCAAAAGUGUUGGGAACAUUAAUUGGAAUAGGUGGGGCGAUGGUGUUGACUUUCUAUAAAGGCGCAGAAAUUGAGAUUUGGUCUUCUCAUGUUAACCUUUUGCAUCACCCACAAAAUCAAACUCACCCUAAAGGAUCCGAAAAUCACGUUUUGGGUUGUUUAUUGGCAGUAGGAAGUUGUUCCUCUUUUGCCCUCUGGUUAAUCAUUCAGACUAAAAUGAGUGAGAAAUAUCCAUGUCAAUUCUCAAGCACAGCUCUGAUGUGUGUGAUGGGAGCAAUCCAAGCUGUUGUUUUUGCUCUUUGCAUGGAGAGGGAUUGGAGUCAGUGGAGGCUAGGGUGGAACAUCAGGCUUCUUACAGUGUCUUAUACAGGAGUAGUGGGUUCAGGAUUAAUGGUGACUUUGAUUGCGUGGUGCGUACGCAUGAGAGGCCCUUUGUUUGUCUCGGUCUUCAACCCUCUAAUGCUCGUUUUAGUUGCCAUCAUGGGCUCUUUGCUACUCGACGAAAAGUUGCACCUUGGAAGCAUAUUAGGAGCCGCGUUGAUUGUUUGCGGGUUAUACGUGGUGCUGUGGGGUAAAGGCAAGGAGAUGAAGAAGAAUACACAACCUGAACCACCACCCUCAAACACCUCCCCAGACUCCUCUGAGUUGGUCGAUAUUGCUAUCCACCCUCCAACGGAACUAAACGUCAUCGUUUCUGCAACUACGACUGCUAGACCACUUCACCUCUCAGGCUCUCAUGAUGCCCCGGCCAAAAUUUAGUUUGAAUCUUGUACAUUUUUAGUUAAAUUGCACCAUUUUUGUCAUCUUAACAUUCAUUAGUGCUGGCCUCUAGAGAAGAUGUACCUGAUGAGGAUAAGAAACAACAUCGAUGAUCCUUCUGAUAAACAUAAACACCCAUUGUGAUAAUGUUUUGUAGCGGUUAAGUUAUCAUAUGUACAACAUGUGU